CAUUGUCUAUUACCGCCGGCCAGCGGACGAGAGGUGCAAUUACACGCAGGAGCCUUAAUUAUGUCUGUUUCUACAUAAACAAACAUCAACCUGGGGAUGGACAAAGUUACCUGGAUCACCAUCCGAUAACAUUUAAUUACUUUUUUUUAACACAUUAAUUAAGCGCUUAAUGAAUGUUCUUUUGCUGAAGCCGCCGGUGUGAUUCUGUAAACUUCUCCUGCUGUACACAUUGUCAAACUGUGGAUUUAACGUUAGAGAUAGCUAGUCGAGCUAGCUGGCUAAGUCUUCCAGUGGAUUUCCUGAUAUCAAAUUCGGCAGAAUCCAUAUCCUGUAAAUGGGGAACAGUGCGCUCAAAGCUCAUUUGGAAACAUCUCAGAAGACUGGAGUCUUUCAGCUGACCGGAAAGGGUUUGACAGAGUUCCCAGAGGAGCUGCAGAAACUCACCGGAAACCUGCGGACAGUUGAUCUGUCCAACAACAAAAUUGAGGUGCUUCCAGCAUUCGUAGGAGGCUUCCAGCAAAUCAAGAGUCUUACCAUAAGCAGCAAUAAACUGACCAGUCUACCAAAUGACAUCGGGAAACUCAAGAAGCUGGAGACUCUUAUUUUAAAUGGGAACCAGUUGAAGCAGCUUCCUUCAUCGGUGGGUCAGCUGAAGUCCUUGCGCACCUUGACCCUGUCUGGGAAUCACUUCAAGGAGUUUCCUAGUGGACUCGGCACCCUUCGCCAGCUCGAUGUUCUGGACCUGUCCAAGAAUAAGAUCCAGGUGGUUCCUGCAGAAGUGGCCGAACUGCAAGCCAUUGAAAUCAACCUCAAUCAGAACCAGAUUUCAACAGUGUCUCCAGAGGUGUCCCGUGCUCCCAGACUGAAGGUCUUACGGCUGGAGGAGAACUGUCUGGAGCUCUCCGCUAUCCCCUUCUCCAUCCUCUCAGACUCCCAGGUGUCCCUGCUGUCCGUGGAGGGCAACCUGUUUGCAGUUAAAAAGAUGCGUGACCUAGAAGGAUAUGAUAAGUACAUGGAGCGUUUCACUGCAACCAAGAAGAAAUGUGCGUGAACAGUCAAGAGGCUUGCUGCACCUGUCCUCUGCAUUGGGCUUGCCGUAGAGCGGGUUCAGCUGGGACUGCUUGUGUAAAUGGCAAGACGGGAAUG
Sinocyclocheilus rhinocerous is the source of this 1146-nucleotide messenger RNA. It is a transcript of the gene lrrc57, whose product is annotated as leucine rich repeat containing 57. The transcript is spliced from 6 exons. Bases 335 to 1051 code for a protein of 238 amino acids. Gene Ontology annotation, cellular component: cytoplasm. NCBI's taxonomy places the organism in Eukaryota, Metazoa, Chordata, Actinopteri, Cypriniformes, Cyprinidae. The record is from RefSeq and is a predicted model, not a curated record. Gene Ontology annotation, molecular function: protein binding.